CUAUAUGCCUUAGUAGAAUAAUGAAAUUCAGUGAAAUAUUUGACUUUAGAAUCCGUUUUAUCUAGGCCUAUAUAUUCAGUUUAUGUUCUUUUUAUUUACAGUGAAAUCUCAAACUUUUGCUCAAACUUUUUUAUGAAUUCUUAUAGGCUGUGUUAUAUACUGCAAUGAACCCAAGGGACCUAGAUCAAACUGGAAACACGUUACCUAUUGAAUCUCCCCUCAACUCCCCUUCUCUGUCCUCAGCAAGACUCUCCCCAUGUCUUAUCCCUCUUUUUCCUUCCCCUUCUUGUCUCUCACCGUGUCCCGUUACCUCAGGCUCUUCUCCCUCCCGUCUCUCACCUUUGUCCACUUCUCCUUCUCGUCUCAGUCCAUCUUCUCACUUUAUUUCGUCUUACUCUCCUGUUCGUCUGUCUCCCUGUCCCACAUUUGACCAAUCUACCUCACCCACUAGAGUGUCCCCCUGUCCUGUGCCUCUUUCCCCCUCUGUUGUCUUAAAAAAGCCUAUCCGUAUUUCCUCCUUCAGUCAAAUAGGGCAAAGCUUGGAACAACAGAACCAGAUUGAUAGUUCUCCUGAAAGCAUCAUCAAUACAGUGGAUACAUCCCUAAAUUCACCACAACUGAAGUCAGUCAAUACCAUUUCUCUAUUAGAGACGUCAAUUAGAGUGCUACCAACAGACGAAAACAAACCAUUACAUUCUGCUGAUAUGCAUAGUAAAACAUGGCCAGUAGAAAGCAAAAUGUCUAGAUUCAAGCCUGUUUCAUUUAAUGAGAGAAGUAUAAGAUCAAUCCCCAUAACCAGCACGAGGGGUCAAAAAAAGCAAACUGGCCAACAACAAGAGUCAUUCAGACCUCCACAGCAAGAUAAACCAAAGCAAAAUUCGAACAACUAUUGCAGGGGCGCUACCAAGCCUUCAACGUUUGAAAGCUUAAGCCCAAAAAACCUCAGACAUGUUGAAAAAAGUGCAUAUAGACCACAAAAUUUUGCUAGCUAUCAAAAGAAGCGCCAAUCUCAAGACCCUACCCUAGUUCGAAUCCGGCUUGGAUUGAUUAAAACAGGCAGGAUUAUAAACUCUGGUGCCCAGUUUUCCAAUCUGGAGAAGAUCAAGGGAAGCAGUGAAGAGAACAACCCAAAAAUUCAGAGCGAUGGACAUCCUGCUGUUUCAGAAAAGUUAAAACAGCCUAUUCGUUCAAAGACAAUGUUAGGAGCAGCCAAGCGGAUAAUAAGACCGACUAUGAUGUGUGAGAGGAGCUGUAGGACACCUCAAAACCAACCACAAGCUUCAGCUGAAGGAACAAGACAGUUCUCCAAACAGUCAGCACUUACAAAUCCAGUCUCAUCACCUAAAGCUACCACAGACCAAAAGGAUAUUUUUCAAGAACUGAAUAAUGCAAGUUCUCUAAAGGAAUACAGUGAACUGGUUUCAUCCAACUCAGAGCUUCAAGACAGAGCUUCAGAGGACUGUAACGCCACCAAUGAUAGUUCUCAUAAAAGUAAUAGGAUGAUGAGCUCCUCCCAACACAAUCAAACCAGUGCUAAUGACAACCAAGUGUCUAAACCAAAGAUCAGUCCUCAGUCUGCAGCUUCCGAGACAGACAGCGCCGUCAUCAGAUACAGUAAUGCAUCAGAUCAGUGCAGCCGGAUGAGCUGCUUCCACUUCCCUUUGAACAGUCACAGAUCAUCCACUGAAUCCGGUCAGCUGUGCCGAAUCUGUAGACCUGUGAUCAAAAGAACAUCUGACAAUAGACCUGCAUACUUCAAAACUCCUCAGGCAUGGAGAAGAUCUUCCUCAAACCAGACAGGGAACACAAGAAGGGAUGUCAGCAAUUCAUCCCAAAAUAGAUGCAGCCUUUCGGAUUCAGAUUCUUCUAAAUCCUCUUCAAGCGAAGCGAACUUGCGUGAAGAUUACAGAUUUGCAAGAAGACACAGAGGCUUGCAGAUACACAAAAAGUGUGUUACUAGUCCAACUAAAUUUGUUGGAGAGAAACGUGAUUCAGCCAUUCACCCGGACCUCUUGGACAGCUCAAACACACACACAGACUCUGAAAUGCUGAAAUAUCCCUUGGCUGGAUGGAUGCCACAGUGUCCGUUCACUCUAGAUCAACAACAAGAGUCCAAACACACACUUCAUUCUACAGAUUGUGACAGAUUUCAAGACAUGAACUCCUCGCGGUUAACAGAGCGAGAAGACCCCCUACCAUUACAGCCAUCUGUAGUUGCAGACACGAGGAGCGGAGUUGACUCCUGUCCUGAAGAAUGUGGGUCUACAGACAUGUCAGAAAUCGUGCCCCCUGAAGUGAGACCUAAACCUGCCGUCCCAGCUAAACCCUCUCAUGUGGUCCCGCCUUCUAGUGGUUCCUUUGUGCCUUCACCCCAAGGAACAGGGGGCGAAGGUCAAGGGUCAGGUCGAGGAUCUGCAUUGCUUGGAUACAUCGGAAUAGACACCAUCAUCGAGCAGAUGCGGAAGAAGACAAUGAAGACAGGCUUUGACUUCAACAUCAUGGUGGUUGGUCAGAGUGGUCUUGGGAAGUCUACUUUAGUGAAUACUCUCUUUAAGUCACAGGUGAGCAGGAGGAGCACAGGCUGGAGUCGUGAUGAGAAGAUCCCAAAGACUGUUGAGAUUAAAUGUGUAUCUCAUGUGAUUGAGGAAGGAGGGGUGAAGAUGAAGUUAACAGUCGUUGACACACCAGGUUUUGGGGACCAAAUCAACAAUGAAAAUUGCUGGGAGCCCAUAUCCAAAUACAUCAAUGAACAAUACGAAAAAUUUUUGAAGGAAGAAGUCAACAUUGCUCGCAAGAAACGCAUCCCUGAUACCAGAGUGCACUGCUGCUUGUACUUCAUAUCUCCAACUGGACACUCGCUUCGCCAGUUGGAUAUUGAGUUCAUGAAACAUCUGAGUCGUGUGGUCAACAUCAUUCCUGUCAUUGCCAAGUCAGACACACUCACUCUUGAUGAGAAAACUGAAUUUAAACAGAGGGUGAGGAAGGAGCUGGAAGCGUGUGGGAUUGAGUGUUAUCCACAGAAGGAGUUUGAUGAAGACAUGGAGGAUAAGAGUGAUAAUGAUAAGAUCAGGGAGGCAAUGCCCUUUGCAGUGGUAGGAAGUGAUAAAGAGUACCAGGUCAAUGGCAAACGGGUUUUGGGCAGGAAGACAGCCUGGGGAGUGGUUGAGGUUGAAAACCCAAAUCACUGCGAAUUCUCCUUACUUCGUGAUUUCAUGAUUAGGUCUCACCUCCAGGACCUGAAGGAGGUCACUCAUAACAUCCACUACGAGACGUACCGUGCCAAGAGGCUCAACGAUAACGGAGGUCUGCAUCCCAUCUCCUCCUCUGGCCAAGACACACAAGAAAGCAACCUGUGAGGAAACAAAUGAGCGGCAUAGUAAGGAUGUGAGAGAAGACUAGGAUUCAUCUUGUAGUAAUUCAGCUGUGCAUGCUCAGAUGAUUUCAUCGCUGUGGAGGUUUUGUCCUUAUGCUCCUUUUAACCCUUUGUGGAACUUGUCAUCAUCUCUUGUCGCACAACCUUUGAAAAUUAGAAAAAGCCUUCCCCAGUUGCUCGCUCUGCUGACUUUAGUGAGCAAGUUUGCUCGUGAUAAUCUUGUUCAGGUCUGAUAUGAUGGCACAUAGUCAUUUGUGAUUGGAAAUUGCCCAGUGUUGGCAUAUUACUAGCUCUGUCCUCUACUGGAACCUCUGUUAGACACAUUUGAGCAGUUUUAUAUUGUUAGAUGGAGGAUUGCACUGCCACUGCAGUCUGCAGCUCAAUGGGCCUUAUUUAUUAAAACAUUUAGCACACUUUUAGUACCUAUGCCAAUUAAACAUACUCAAGUUAUGAGUGAGCCUACUUAAUUUUAACAUGCAAGUGUUUUAAUAAGUAUUUCAUCUCUUUGGCCCUACAAGGGUGCAGCAGUGUUUCUCUAAGUACGUUAGAUUCUGUAGUACUAACGUCUUUUUACCUUUGCUGUGUAACUCUGCCAAAGCAAGUCUCAGAGGACUCUGAAGUGACCACUGAAGUAUAUUCCUACAGAUCAUUCCAAACAAGUACAACAGUUUAAAUGCACGCCAGGAUUUACAGUGGCUAAUGUGUUUAAAUAGCUUUCCAGCAGCCAAUUAAACUUCAGGAGGAAACGAAAGAACACUGAUUAAAAAUGAUCAGUGCCUUUAACAAAUCAAGAGUUUUAGUUUUGAGGUUUUUCUUCAGCACAUUUUGUAUGGACACACCCCAUGUUUGUGUGAAUGAGUAUAAAAAUUACAAAGCUUUCUCAACAUUUUGCAUAUGGUAACAGUGAUUUCUGUCUGAUAAUGUGAUGGAAUUUUGAUUUUCAUUUCCCAUGUGUGCCAACAUUUCCAAAUGUGUGUUUAUGUGUAAUUCAUCUCACAAUAUCACUUCACAGACUGAUACAUUAUGUAUGUAGGAAUUGUGUACAUACUGAUCCUAAAUCAGUUCUCCAAUCAUUCAUAUCACGUUUAAUUAAUGCUGGUGUGGAAUAAUAAAACGCCUUUGAACAAUAAUUAUGAAACAUUAUUUAUAUUGUAUUUAUGUUUUAUUUAUUAUGAUACUUAUGUUUUAAUUUAAUAAACAUGUUUGCCAUAA
This is a messenger RNA of Onychostoma macrolepis, 4585 nucleotides long. It is a transcript of the gene septin3, whose product is annotated as septin 3. NCBI's taxonomy places the organism in Eukaryota, Metazoa, Chordata, Actinopteri, Cypriniformes, Cyprinidae. Gene Ontology annotation, biological process: cytoskeleton-dependent cytokinesis. The record is from RefSeq and is a predicted model, not a curated record. The transcript has 11 exons. Gene Ontology annotation, molecular function: GTPase activity; GTP binding; molecular adaptor activity. The coding region runs from base 165 to 3356 and encodes 1063 amino acids. Gene Ontology annotation, cellular component: septin complex; cell division site; septin ring.